Molecule: messenger RNA, 1599 nt
Organism: Amaranthus tricolor (Joseph's coat)
Lineage: Eukaryota; Viridiplantae; Streptophyta; Magnoliopsida; Caryophyllales; Amaranthaceae
Product: ATP synthase gamma chain, chloroplastic
Exons: 1
Coding region: 291-1370 (359 amino acids)
Biological process (GO): proton motive force-driven ATP synthesis
Cellular component (GO): chloroplast thylakoid membrane
Molecular function (GO): proton-transporting ATP synthase activity, rotational mechanism
Source: RefSeq, a predicted model, not a curated record
GUGUUGAAACUAUAAAAUCUAUUUUACCUCCCAAUUCAACGGUCUAAAUCUCCCAUCUUAUCCACCAUAACCAAAAACCUCAUCCACACCCUCCUUACCUCCACCUCUCAUUUCCCUCCAUUUCUCCACAUCACACCCACACAAAACCAACCCAAAAUCAACCAUUUCAAUCCUCAAAUCACUUAGAUAAGAUUUCCUACACAAAAUCUUCCUCUUCCUCUUCCUCUCUCUCCCUCUCUUACCUCCAUUCUUAGAGAGAGCUCCAACAAACCCAAACAAAAUCACCCAAAAUGGCCUGCUCACUCUCUUUCAGCUCCUCCGUAAGCACCUUCCAUCUCCCUCAAACCACCCAAGCACCACCCUCAAACACCUCCAUUGCCGCCCCUAACCCAAUCCAAUGCAAUCUCAGAGAGCUCCGAGAUCGUAUUGGAUCCGUCAAAAACACCCAAAAAAUCACCGAAGCUAUGAAGCUCGUCGCUGCUGCAAAAGUGCGACGAGCUCAAGAAGCCGUUGUUAAUGGCAGACCGUUCUCUGAAACCCUCGUUGAGGUCUUAUACAGCAUCAAUGAACAGCUUCAAACCGAAGAUGUCGAUAUCCCACUUACCAAAAACCGACCCGUUAAGAAAGUCGCUCUUGUGGUGGUUACCGGAGAUCGCGGUUUAUGCGGUGGGUUCAACAACACGAUUCUGAAAAAAGCAGAGCAGAGAAUCUCCGAACUCAAAGGUCUAGGGUUACAAUACACCGUCGUAAGCGUCGGUAAAAAGGGUAACACUUAUUUCAUCCGUCGCCCUGCAAUUCCUGUCGAUAGGUACAUCGAGGGAAGCAAUUUACCGACAGCGAAAGAAGCUCAAGCCAUUGCCGACGAUGUAUUUUCUCUGUUCGUCGCCGAAGAAGUGGACAAAGUCGAACUCCUAUACACAAAAUUCGUCUCGUUAGUGAAAUCCGACCCAGUAAUCCACACCCUUCUUCCAUUAUCCCCAAAGGGAGAAAUCUGUGACGUUAAUGGAGUCUGUGUAGAUGCUGCGGAAGACGAGCUAUUCCGUCUUACAACAAAAGAGGGGAAAUUAACGGUUGAAAGAGAUGUAAUGAGAGCAGAAACAAUAUCAUUUUCACCAAUUUUGGAAUUCGAGCAAGACCCAGUACAGAUUUUGGAUGCUUUAUUGCCAUUAUAUCUUAACAGUCAGAUUUUAAGGGCUUUACAAGAAUCACUAGCAAGUGAACUUGCUGCAAGAAUGACAGCCAUGAGUAAUGCUACUGAUAAUGCUCAAGAAUUGAAGAAGACAUUGUCGAUUGUGUAUAAUAGACAGCGUCAAGCUAAGAUUACUGGGGAGAUUUUGGAGAUUGUUGCUGGUGCGAAUGCUUUGGCUUGAUUUUGAAUUGCUUUUAUAUGCUCUGUUUUCUUUCCUUUACCUUAUUUCUCUCUUACUUACUAUUUUUGGAAAGAAAUUGAGAUAUUGUUGGUAUAAAUAUGGAUAUUUAUUGCGUAUUUUGGUAUUGCUGGUUUAAUGAACAUAGAUGUCAUCAAUUGAUGAGGGUUUAGAAUAUUUUAAUUUGUAAUUAAUAAUUUCAUGAAUUUUAUGGAUCAUACAUUGCUAUCUA